UGUUUCUGGUCGUCUUCCCUCGCUUUUCUUCUGUUCAUUCUAACAUUUUAGUUGCCUGUCGUUUCACCGUAAUGGAUUUGCCUGAGGACCCUCUGGAUGGUCCCACGUCAAUGACAUCUAGCAUUUCAAACUCUCUUGCCGGUCAUCACCAUCCCGCUGUCGGUCAGAGGAUGAAACACCACAAGUACGCGUUUAGGGCGAUAGACGAAGCUCUGAAAUUAGAAGAAAGGGGAAAGGAUGGAGUACAAUGGACGGUGAAGGCAAUUGGACUCUACGAGAGUGGAAUACUAGAGUUGGAGCAAGGCAUUGCAAUUACAAUGCCGGCAGACGUAGAGGGAGAGGAACUUGUAAAGGCAGAACAGUUAUGUGCGAAGAUGUUGAAGACCGUGGAAUCUGCGAGGCAACGAGUUGUUGAGCUGUCCAAACACCUUGAGAAAGCAAGAAGCGAAGAAACAUUGGAUGCACAUCGCAAACCUGUGCAGUACGUACAACCAGCUAAACGCGUUGAUCGACGGCUCCCUCCAUCUCAGAGAAAGCCACCUCCGAAGAAACAACUGGUGCCUAUACAGCAAGUUACUUGUAAUCCGUCUCAGAGAAGGGGUUUGUCUGAGGGGGCGAUAGAUAUACCUGGUGUAUCACAUCAGAUGAUUGACAUGAUUAAGAGUGAGAUAGUAGACAGAUCAUCGGCAGUACGAUGGGAUGACAUUGCUGGUCUUGAAUUGGCAAAGCAAUCAUUACAAGAAAUGGUCAUUCUGCCCGCUCAGAGACCGGAGCUAUUUACCGGGCUUCGCUCUCCAGCUAAAGGUCUUCUCUUAUUUGGCCCACCAGGAAAUGGGAAAACAAUGCUAGCUAGAGCUGUUUGUGCAGAAUCAAAUGCAACGUUUUUUAACAUCAGUGCUUCAUCAUUAAUGUCCAAAUUUGUUGGAGAAGGUGAAAAGAUGGUCAAGACUUUGUUUGGUGUUGCACGAGCAAUGCAGCCUGCCAUAAUAUUUAUGGAUGAGGUGGACUCGUUGCUUUCUGAGAGAAAGGAGAACGAACAUGAUGCAUUGAGAAGGAUGAAGACUGAAUUUUUGCUUUCAUUUGACGGAAUACAUUCAAGUGCCGAGGAUCGCAUUGUUGUAAUGGCUGCCACCAAUCGGCCACAAGAUCUAGACGAUGCUGCACUAAGGCGUUUUGUGAAGAGAGUUUAUGUGUCAUUACCAGGACACGAGACUCGAGAAUUGAUGUUGUCAAAACUGCUAAAAGGCCAGAGUUCUAGUAUGACUGCCAGAGAGAUUUCUACUCUUGCACGCAUAGUUGACGGUUACUCAUGUAGCGACAUAGCAGCUUUAGCGAGAGAUGCAGCCAUGGGUCCACUUAGAGAUCUCUCACCAGCAGAGGUCAGAGACAUGCCAGCUGAUCAGGUAAGAAAGUUGAACCUUCAAGAUUUCAAGAAUUCUCUGAAGAGAAUCCGACCCAGCGUCAAUCCACAUAGCUUAAAAGCAUAUGAAGUCUGGAAUCAGCAGUAUGGCUGUGCAACAUGAAAUAACACAGAAUAUUUU
Corticium candelabrum is the source of this 1541-nucleotide messenger RNA. RefSeq names its product spastin-like. Gene Ontology annotation, molecular function: ATP hydrolysis activity; ATP binding. Gene Ontology annotation, cellular component: microtubule cytoskeleton. The transcript is spliced from 16 exons. The coding region runs from base 72 to 1523 and encodes 483 amino acids. NCBI's taxonomy places the organism in Eukaryota, Metazoa, Porifera, Homoscleromorpha, Homosclerophorida, Plakinidae. The record is from RefSeq and is a predicted model, not a curated record.